Pollicipes pollicipes is the source of this 2397-nucleotide messenger RNA. RefSeq names its product activating transcription factor of chaperone. Gene Ontology annotation, cellular component: nucleus. Gene Ontology annotation, molecular function: DNA-binding transcription activator activity, RNA polymerase II-specific; RNA polymerase II transcription regulatory region sequence-specific DNA binding. The transcript has 5 exons. Gene Ontology annotation, biological process: regulation of transcription by RNA polymerase II. The record is from RefSeq and is a predicted model, not a curated record. Lineage: Eukaryota; Metazoa; Arthropoda; Thecostraca; Pollicipedomorpha; Pollicipedidae. The coding region runs from base 86 to 913 and encodes 275 amino acids.
AGGACCGCCGUGUGAGGUUGGAUACGAAGCGAUUGACCGCGGCUUUCUCUGAUUUUGUGUCAGGAAGACUACUGAUUCCGUCAAGAUGUGCAAGUUCAACUUGAUCGAUGUUAUCAGCACCAGCAUCGACCCGCUCUCGGGAUGGAUGGAGCAGAAGGCGUCCCCGGAGUGCUGGGAGUAUCCGAUGAUGGCGCCACCUAUACUCGACGACGUGGCGCCACCUUUGGACCCGCAGCCAGGUGCGGAGGGCCUCAUCCCGGACGACCUGCAGGACCUGUUCCUGGACGGUCCGUCGGUGAGCGGGCCGUCGCUGCCCGGCGGCGACGCUGACUCGCUGCUGGAUGACCUGCUGUCGGGCCCGUCGAGCCCGGCCGUGUUCGGCACGCUCUCGCCGCUGUCGCCCCUCUCGUCAUCGGACGCCGGCAGUCCGGCCUGCCCGCCCGAAAUUAUGGACCUGCUGCCGCCGCCGGCCCUCUCGCCGGACCCGCUGCUGCCCCAGCAGAUGUCUCUGGACGGCUGGGUGCCGACUCUGUCUCCACCGCCGAGCGACCCGUUCUCGCCGCCGGUGGCUUGUGAGGAGCUGCGUGGCCAGUCGGCCGGGCCCGAUUGGUCGCCGCCGACGCUAGCGCCGCCUGCCAAGCGGCGCCAGGCUCGGCCCCGGCCCUACGACAAACCGACGCGUCGCCAGGUCACCGAGCAGGAGCGGCGUGAGCGCAAGAAGGAGCAGAACAAGACGGCCGCCACCCGGUACCGUCAGAAGAAGAAGGAGGAGCAGGAGUUGGCCUGCACCGACCAGGAGGUGCUGCAGGCGCGCAACAGCCAGCUGAAGGAGCGCGUCAACACCCUCACGCGCGAGCUGGCGUACCUCAGACACCUGAUGCAGGAGGUGGCCAAGUACAAGCACACCAUGUAGGCGGCGUGGGCCGGCGGCGCGCGCGACCCGGCGGCGGGCCCCGGUGCGGGGCUGCGUGGCGUUGACGUCGGCCGGCUGUGGAGCACAAGCGGUGAGCGGUGGUGAGGGCGGCGCGCGCGACCCGGCGGCGGGCCCCGGUGCGGGGCUGCGUGGCGUUGACGUCGGCCGGCUGUGGAGCACAAGCGGCGAGCGGUGGUGAGGGCGGCGUAGCGCGCCGUCCGUCGCGCGCGGACGGCGCCGCUGAGGCCGCACCCCCCGACGGGCCACCGGAACGACCGCGGGCAGCGAGCCGUUGGCGGCUGGAGUCAGGCGGCGCUGGCAGACUACGGGGCCACGCCGCCGCAGCGGUGCCAUCUCGCGGAGGGCGGCGACACUGCGGCUUGCGCCGGCCGCCGCGGUGGUGUCUUGCCAUAUCGUGGAGCGAACCGAAAACACUAGUUGUGAUACUGGGCGGCGUGGGGCCCCAGCACGUUGGUGAGACUUCAGUACAAAGUGAUCUGGGGCGGCGGGAGUGUGCGGAGAAAAGCAGAGCCGUGCUGGGACGGUUGGGCCGGCACGGCGGCACUGUGCCGGCCCGGGGGUUGCCGUGUCACCGCUGUGAGCGGCCGACUGCUGCCGCCCUCGUGUGGACCGUCGACGGCGAUGUCUGGCCCGGAGCGGAGCUGUAAAUAAUCGCUGGAUCGGCACGAGCGAUGUAGUGUUAAGAGCUGCCUCCGCGGUUUCCAUGUCCAGGCUGCGCUGAGAGUUCUGGCGACAAACCGUAGGCUUGUGUUGUACAGUUGUGAACCACUGACACUCGUCUGCGUGCCUGGGCGCGGAUGGGCGCAUUGCCGGCGGGUUCUGGCAGUCUCCCCCGAUGGAUCUAAUCAUGCUAAGCGUGUCAGGCGUACCGACCCUGGGGCACUGCAUGUGUCGUGGUUUCAUGUUUGAAGUGCGCCUGGGUCGUGCACGUGCGACUGGCAAAUUACUAUGGCGCUGAGCGCAUUUGCAUGCGCGCUAAGCGUCCGUGCCUUGGUCGGGAUCCACCCAUUCGUACACAUACGUUGCUUAUUACGUUGUCUAUACCGGAGCGAUUGCAGUCCGGGCGCCGCUGCUGCUACCGAGGCGCCGAGCUGCACCAGCUGCCUUUCUGGCCGUUUCCAGCAAAUUUCGCCCAUUUUCUCUGACGGCCGCCAGCGUGCCCGCUUUGUCAGCCGCACUCACCGUCUGCUUGAUCUCCGUGUUCGUGAUGAGCAGAAGGCAGAUGUAAGGUUCCGGGCGUGCCCCGGACGGCUGUGUGUAGCGCGCGGCUUCUUUGGACCAUCGUCGUGGUGCUCUUUUUAGAUACGUACCUUGCUGUUCGGUGCCGACCCGUUUGCUGCUGAUGUGUAACGCCUCCUAGUUGUAGACACUGGAACCUGCAGGGUAUUGCCCAUGUGCGUGUCGUGUGGGCCUGUGCUGGUUGGUAUUUGCGGCGAAUGGAAAAAUGGCCGGGUGGAGGAAAA